This is a messenger RNA of Scaptodrosophila lebanonensis, 1351 nucleotides long. RefSeq names its product annexin B10 (gene AnxB10). Gene Ontology annotation, molecular function: calcium ion binding; calcium-dependent phospholipid binding. NCBI's taxonomy places the organism in Eukaryota, Metazoa, Arthropoda, Insecta, Diptera, Drosophilidae. The record is from RefSeq and is a predicted model, not a curated record. Gene Ontology annotation, cellular component: cytoplasm. The transcript is spliced from 5 exons. Bases 212 to 1177 code for a protein of 321 amino acids.
CAGCAAUAAGAGCAACCACAACAAAUCGCCGACGUGAGACAUCGAUAUUAUAAUUGUUGUUUACUUCGUCAUCAUUCGCCAAAGGCAAAGCAGAACCAGCGGUGAAACCGAAUUCUAAAACGGACGGCGCAAUAAACAGUCACUUUCUUGGCCAGCGGAUAAAUCCAAAGCUAUAAAGUGAUAAAUUAAUACUCAAGGCAGCGAUUUCAUUAUGGAAUAUACGCCUGUGCCCACCAUUCUGCCCGCCUCGCCGUUCGAUGCGACCACCGACAGCCAAGUGCUGCGGGCCGCCAUGAAGGGUUUGGGCACCGAUGAGCAGGAAAUUAUCGAUGUGCUGACGGCACGCAGCAAUGGCCAACGGCAGGCAAUCAGCGCCGCCUAUGCUGCCGAAUUCGAUCGGGAUCUGAUCGACGAUCUGAAGAGCGAGCUAGGCGGCAAGUUCGAGGAUGUGAUUGUGGCGCUAAUGACGCCACCUGUCGACUAUUUGUGCAAACAGUUGCACGAGGCAAUGGCCGGUGUGGGCACCGAGGAGUCGACAUUGGUUGAAAUUUUAUGCACCAAAAGCAAUGAGGAGAUGCAGCAAAUAGUGACGGCCUAUGAGGCGAAAUAUGAACGACCUUUGGCGGAGCAGAUGUGUAGCGAGACGUCGGGCUUCUUUCGGCGACUGCUGACGCUAAUUGUGACCGGGGUGCGCGAUUCGCAGAGCACGCCUGUGGAUGAGGUGCAGGCCAAGGAGCAGGCAGCGCAGCUUUAUGCCGCCGGCGAAGCCAAGCUCGGCACCGAUGAGGAGGUCUUUAAUCGCAUUAUGGCGCAUGCCAGCUUCGCCCAACUGCGUCUAGUUUUCGAGGAAUACAAACAGCUGUCGGGGCAGACAAUUGAGCAGGCGAUUAAGCACGAGAUGGACGAUGAACUGCAUGAUGCAAUGAUGGCAAUAGUGGAGUGCGUGCAGUCGCCGGCUGCCUUUUUCGCCAAUCGCCUGUACAAAGCGAUGGAUGGCGCCGGCACCGACGAUGCCACACUUAUACGCAUCAUUGUUUGCCGCUCGGAAAUCGAUUUGGAGACCAUCAAACAGGAGUUCGAACGCAUCUAUAAUCGCACACUCUACAGCGCCGUUGUGGACUCGGAGACUUCCGGAGAUUAUAAACACGUCCUCACCGCGCUGUUGGGCGGCGCCUAAUCUGUCAUCGUUGUGGCACUUCCGUUAUGGAAUUUUAGUGGAAUUUUAAACAUUGUUGUUAUAGUAUUGUAGUGGCCUUAAAUAAUUCGCUUUUUUAAUUUAGUUUGUCGAAAAAUGUUCGAUUAGAACGCAAAUUUGGUUGCAAUAAAAGAGUUAAAAAUUAUUUUACGGGCA